CUUCUUGUUCAUAUCAUUCAAACAAACGUCUCUCCCCCUGCAUAUAUCCUCAAGUUCAUAUCAUUCAAAGCAUAGAUUGGAUCAUUUUCUGAAAAAAUACUAUGAAGAUCUCAUUUAUAUUUCUUUGCCUUCUUGUUCCCAUUGUCACAGCCAAACUUCGAGUUGGCUUCUACAGCUCUACCUGCCCGCGUGCUGAACAGAUUGUUCGACAAGCAGUGAUGCAGCGGUUCAGCACUGACCGCUCCAUAACGCCGGCCUUGCUUCGCAUGCACUUCCAUGACUGCUUUGUUAAGGGUUGUGAUGCAUCCAUACUCAUUGACUCAACGCAGACUACGCAAUCGGAAAAAGAUGCCUUUCCGAACCAGUCUGUCCGAGGAUUCGACCUCAUCGACAAGGCCAAGUCAAACCUUGAGGCCGCAUGUCCCGGAAUAGUCUCUUGUGCUGACAUCAUAACUCUGGCAACCCGAGACUCGGUGGCCCUAGCCGGUGGGCCCAACUACGCUGUCCCAACUGGCAGACGAGAUGGUUUGGUCUCCAACCCAAAUCUCGUGAACUUGCCAGGCCCAUCCCUUUCUGUCUCACAGGCACUCAAAUUCUUCACAGCCAAAAAACUAACUCUCAAUGACAUGGUCACCCUUUUGGGUGCACACACUGUUGGUGUUGCUCACUGUGGUUUUUUUCAAGAUCGGCUUUCAAACUUCCAAGGAUCUGGGAAACCUGACCCAACAAUGGACCCAACCCUAGUUUCUAAGUUAUUCCAACUCUGUGGUACACAAUCGAGGCCGUUGAGUCAGGACCCAACUGCAUUUUUGGAUCAAAACACAUCUUUCAUAUUUGAUAACGAGUACUACCAUCAAAUUAAGUUGAAGAGAGGUGUAAUGCAGAUUGAUCAAGAACUUGCCUUGGAUAAAACUAGUGCUCCUAUUGUGACAGGUUUUGCAAGCAAUGCGAUUGGAUUCCAACAAGGUUUCACAAAGGCGAUAGUGAAGAUGGGGAGAAUUGAAGUUCUUGUUGGAAAUGCCGGGGAAAUUAGAAAGAAUUGUAGGGUUUUCAAUUGAGCCAAGCAAAAGAAAUCCAUGUCACGAAUCUUUUAAAAAUUCUCUUAUUUCUGUGUUCUAUAGGCAUCAAUAAUUUAGUUUCCAAAUACCACAUUUAGGUUUCCAUAUUCAGUUGAAUUGAUAAUUGUAAACUUUUCCUAAUUAUUUCAGGUUUAAUUUGUUCUUUGCCUAUUGGUUUGUUUCAUUUGUUUGGUGAAGAUAUGUGUUCAUAAAUGAGUGUAGAUUCACACAUGAGUGUUCUAAUUUGAUUUUUAUUGAUUUAAAUAGAUGAAUUUAUCACUU
Camellia sinensis is the source of this 1340-nucleotide messenger RNA. RefSeq names its product peroxidase 44. Gene Ontology annotation, biological process: response to oxidative stress; hydrogen peroxide catabolic process. The record is from RefSeq and is a predicted model, not a curated record. NCBI's taxonomy places the organism in Eukaryota, Viridiplantae, Streptophyta, Magnoliopsida, Ericales, Theaceae. Gene Ontology annotation, molecular function: heme binding; peroxidase activity.